GAUAAAGAAAGGGGUGGAGACCCAUCAUCCCAGACGCUAAAGACCGAGAAACGGACGAGCGAAACACUUGUUAUAUUGUCAGAACUACUUGUCAUCAUAUGAACUUCCUUUUUAUUGCUUGUUUACUCGAGUCAGAGAUUAUGUUUGACCUUGGGUCGAUAAAAGGAAAAGAACAACUCCAUUGUUGAAAAUUUCGAAUCUUUUUGGACGUUUCUUGUGUGUAGUUCAAAGAAGAAACAAUCACACGUCAACAUCCGAUUGUUGUUCAUUCAUCUCCAUUUCCUUAUCCUUAUCGUCAUCACUAUCGUCAUCAUUCAUACCGUUCCUGUCCAUCGACCACAACAACUAUAGUUUCCUCUUCCUACACAACCGACUUCAAGUACGAAAAUGGUAGUUUUUGUUGAUUUUGAAGAUGAUUCCGAGCCUCCAGAGCAAAUGGUAAAUGAAUUGAGCCAUUUGCAGAAUGGAAUAAAUGGAUUUCAAAAGCCUGUUUGGGGCGGAUUUGCGGAGGCGAAUCAAGGGACAAAUGCACUUGCAUUGUCGUUGGAUCAAGACAACAGGGUGAAUCCAAAUAAAAAUGUCAUCACAGAGGCAUUGGGCUGUUAUCCUAUCAUAUCUGUCAUCGCAUCUAAUAUCGAUCUCAACACUCUCGAUGCACUCUCUCAUACGUGCCGUCAAGUUCGUGUCAACCUCCUUCAAUUUCGCUCCAAGCUUCUCAAAUCCACCCUCCACUGCGAAAACGAGGAUGUAGAACUCGAUCCUGAACAUACAUUUCGUUAUCGAGCGCGUGCCGCAGAUUACUAUUUUGUUGAAAGCGGACGCGAUGCACACGGAAGUGGAAAAGUGGGUGAUUGUGCCAGAGAUUUAGUGGGAGAGUGUCGCAAGUGCGGAAGGGUGGUUUGUAGGAACUGCACUAUUAAACCACCUGGCCCCGUUCUCUUACGUCACCGUCAUCGACGCAUGUGUAAGACAUGCUCGAAGGCUCCUCUUUCUUUUUUGGUCGCUAGCUCUUCAUCAUCAUGUUCCCCCUCUUCUUCCUCAAACACACAUGAUCAUGCCCUUUCAUUAUCCCCUGAAGCAAUCAAAGAUUCUCUCUGUAAUUGCCCAACAGCUGUUUGGCUCUGUCAACCCUGUGGACGCUCUCUUCGCUCCACCGAUCAAGAAUACGAAGGUAUCUGGAAAUGGCGCACACGCUACCUCCCAUCCCUAGGUGGUCUCGGCGUUGGUAUUGGUGAAGGAAACCGUGGUGUUCCAUGUGGCCGUGGUAAUACCUGUCUAGCCGCCAUAGAAGUAGAACAAGAAACCGACUGUGACGCCGAAGACGCGCGUGAAUUCGAAGAAUCUAGUCGAGCUGGGUCUCCAGCAUCCAGUCCUGGAGGAAGUAUAUUUGGAGGCACGAGUCCGAGUAGCAGCGAGAGGAAUUUAAGCCUAGGGCCUGGAUAUGCGAGACAUGAGAUUGAGGGAAUUGGAGGGGUCAUGAAAAAGAAAAGGGUUAAGAUGGUGAAGGUAGGGGCUUGUGUGCCGGAAUUUGGUGAUGAGAAAAGUGAGGGGAGGUAUUUAGUCAGGGAAAUGGAGGGGAGGGCAAGGAGUUGGUGUGGAUGGUGUCAUAGAGUUGUUAAGGGGAGCGACGAUGUCGUCUAACGAACUAAGCUAGCGAAGUGGUGGAUGGAGUGAAAGGAGCAGAAUGUAGGGGCCACAAGAGUGCAAUGCGCAUCAAAAAACAAGCAAAAGUUAAAAAUGCUGGUAUUUCUAGUAGCGAUUUCGAUAGAGGCAUGAGAGCAUAGCACACAACGUGCAUGAAAAGUGAGAGUUAGGAUACCUAAGUAUAUACACAUGGUCGAUGAUGAUAUGCAAGCAUUGGAGGACAAGGCGCUUACCUAUGGAAUUAAUGAUACUUUUGUUCUUCAAUUCUUCCAUUACAGAACUCAAUACAUUAUUUUCUGCUCGUUUCCUACCUGAGCCUAGACACAAACGAGGAGAUAAUGAGAUGAUGAUAUAAUAGCAAAAAAUAAAAGCGCACAUGCA
This is a messenger RNA of Botrytis cinerea B05.10, 2025 nucleotides long. RefSeq lists its product as hypothetical. The record is from RefSeq and is a predicted model, not a curated record. NCBI's taxonomy places the organism in Eukaryota, Fungi, Ascomycota, Leotiomycetes, Helotiales, Sclerotiniaceae. The transcript has 3 exons. The coding region runs from base 388 to 1641 and encodes 417 amino acids.